This is a messenger RNA of Tribolium castaneum (red flour beetle), 842 nucleotides long. It is a transcript of the gene GXIVsPLA2, whose product is annotated as GXIVsPLA2. The record is from RefSeq and is a predicted model, not a curated record. Gene Ontology annotation, molecular function: A2-type glycerophospholipase activity; calcium ion binding. Gene Ontology annotation, biological process: phospholipid metabolic process; arachidonate secretion; lipid catabolic process. Bases 148 to 777 code for a protein of 209 amino acids. Gene Ontology annotation, cellular component: extracellular region. The transcript has 3 exons. NCBI's taxonomy places the organism in Eukaryota, Metazoa, Arthropoda, Insecta, Coleoptera, Tenebrionidae.
GCGCCUUGAAACAUGUAGCCAAUCGCGUGGCUCCUCGUCGUCGCCAACCAAUCACGCGCCGACCUGUCAGUUUGGCAUUUUUGGCACAAGUGCGCUUACAUAACCUCACAUUUUUUACAAAAAUAACUCAAAUGAUCUCACUCGAAAAUGGAUAUUCCGUACGGUAAAGUCGCAAUUUACGUGUUAACCUUCCUCGGUUAUAUUUAUUCGGGGUAUGGGUCCGGUCUUUUGACCAACCUGCGAGACGCUGUGCUUUCCGCCGAGACAAUUUUCGGAGAUGUCUUGCAAAAUGUGUUAAAAGUCGCGAAAAACUUCCGAAAUUUGCACGAAGUGUUCGAUGCCGCGGUCGAGGAGCACUGUAUCUACCAGUGCCCCACAGGUGCCCCACCGAGGCCAAACCGGAACCAUGUACCAUCGGCUGAUGGGUGUGGGUCGCUGGGGCUUAAGAUAAACAGUGAUUACUUGCCGGUGGGGGAGAUGAAGAAAUGUUGUGAUUUGCACGAUAUUUGUUACGAUACUUGUAACAGUGAUAAGGAGGUUUGUGAUGUGGAGUUUAAGAGGUGUUUGUACAAGUACUGUGAUGGGUAUGAACAAGCCGUUGGAGGAACGUCGAUUGUCAAAGCGUGCAAGGGGGCUGCUAAGAUGUUGUUCACCGGGACGUUGACUCUCGGGUGCAAGUCGUACAUCGACGCCCAAAAAAAGGCCUGCUAUUGCCCCCCUGAAUACGGCUGGAAAGACAAGAAGAACCGGAAGUACACCCGAGGCGACGAGUUAUAGCCCCUUAAUUUAUUUUGUGUUGUCAAUUUCUGUUAAUUAUAAGGGAAAAUAAACUAUUUUCUUUU